This is a messenger RNA of Lonchura striata (white-rumped munia), 981 nucleotides long. RefSeq names its product tenomodulin (gene TNMD). Gene Ontology annotation, biological process: negative regulation of endothelial cell proliferation; negative regulation of angiogenesis. NCBI's taxonomy places the organism in Eukaryota, Metazoa, Chordata, Aves, Passeriformes, Estrildidae. The record is from RefSeq and is a predicted model, not a curated record.
ACGGAGGAGACCAUGGGAGGCUCGGCUCGGCGCAGCCCGGAGGACUGCCGCUUUCUGGACGCAGAGGCAGCCAAGCCUCCGAAGAAGAGCUGCCCCAGGUACCAGCUCUGUGGACUGCUCUUCAGCGUGCUGCUCCUUUCCCUUAUUCUGAUAUUUUUUGGUGUCAAAUACCUCUGGAACCCAGCACCCAGAAAAGUUUAUGACAUGGAGCACACGUUCUUCAGCAACGGCCAGAAGAAGAAGAUCGUGAUGGAGAUUGACCCUCUGGCCAGGACAGAGACCUUCAGCAGCGGGAACGGCAGUGAGGAGAUCCUGGAGAUCCAUGACUUCAAAAACGGAAUAACUGGCAUCUUCUUUGUGGGACUUCAAAAAUGCUUCAUCAAAACUCAGACUAAAGUCCUACCUGAGACGACGGAGGCCAAGAUCCCUGAGCUGGAGGGACAAGAAAUCACCACCACCUACUUUGAGCAGUCUGUGGUCUGGGUGCCUGGGGAAAAGCCCAUUCAGAACAAGGAAUUCCUGAAGAGCUCCAAAAUUUUUGACAUCUGCAAAAACAUGACCAUCUUCUGGAUCCACCCCACGCCAAUAGCAGCUCCCGAGCUGGCCAACCUGGAAGGGGCAGAGGAAGAAGAGGCUGAGCUGCUGGCUGACAGCCAGAGCUGGCUGGACGGGGGGAGCGAGCAGGAGCAGGAGCUGGAGCAGGACAGGCAGGCAGGGCCCAGGCGGCGGGCACGGCAGCUCACCGAGGAGGAGCUGCCCGUCAACGACUACUCGGAGAACGGGCUGGAGUUCCACCCUCUGUGGGAUGAGCGAGGCUACUGCUGUGCCCAGUGCCGCCGUGCCAACCGCUACUGCCGGCGGGUCUGCGAGCCCCUGCUGGGCUACUACCCCUACCCCUACUGCUACCAGGGCGGGAGGGUCAUCUGCCGCAUCAUCAUGCCCUGCAACUGGUGGAUCGCGCGGAUGCUGGGCCGGGUGUAG